AUGUCAAGCUCUCCAUCCAGGGAACCAGAGGAAGUUCAGCUUGAACUGCAACCAUCAGGUGAUGGAACCACCACGCAUGCCAAACAAAACCUCCAAAUGGCUGACCUGGAAGGAUGCUGUCCUGACUUAAAGGACAGCAACAACAAGAUGAUUGCUAUAUGUAUUGGCGUAUUGUUUAUCAUUGGUCUGAUGUUACUUAUUAUCAUUCUACCUCUCAGCUUCAGUUAUCUUGACUAUUAUGAGUUUGGUGUUGUUCGCAACAAGAUUACCGCAUCUGUUAAUUUGGAUAAAGUCUAUGACAGUGGACGCUAUGUUAUUGGGCCAUCACAUGAAUUUAAAACCUUCCAGGCUGAUGCUCAUUUUCAGUCUGUCAAUAACAUCAGAGUCUUCACAUCUGACAAACUUGAAGUUGGCCUUUCUGCCUGGUACCAAUAUUUUCUGGUUCAAAAUGAGCUGCCAUAUUUGCAUAAGAAAUAUGAUAUUUAUUACCAUGACAAAGUGAAAAGAAAAGGCAAUGAUGCUAUAAAGAAUGUCGUAACCAGAUUCACUACACGUGAUGUUGUUAAGCAACGCUUAUUGCUUGAGACAGAAUUAUAUCAGAAUUUAAAAAACGUCCUUGGUGGGGAUUGCUGUGAAGCCUACUGUGAAAGGGACCAAAAUGCGACUGGUUGUGUGUCUUGCAAGCCAAGAAACAACUGCACUAUUGAAAAUUAUGGCAUGUUUGUGGAUGUCCGCUACUUCCAGCUAGGUGCUAUCGAUAUUCCCGAUGCCUUGGAUGAAAGUUUUCUUAACGCUCUGAUAUUAAAUGCCUCAGCUGAACGAGAGGGUUUUAUUCAAGAGGCGCACAUUGUUCGCAAAGAAACGGAACAGAAGGUGAAACAGAUUGAGAAUUUGGCAGCUGAGACAUUACAGGCAGCACAGUCUGAUUCAAGAGUUAUCUCAGAUACUGCUAAGGCAAAUGCCAAUCUUCUUGACUUUCUUUUAGUCUCUCUGAAAUUAUUGUACAGUCACCCCAACCCCAGUCUAUCUACUUAG
Messenger RNA from Acanthosepion pharaonis, 1035 nucleotides. The record is from the annotation of a GenBank genome assembly. NCBI's taxonomy places the organism in Eukaryota, Metazoa, Mollusca, Cephalopoda, Sepiida, Sepiidae.